UUAUGCUUUUCCAUUUCUUACAGGUCACCAGCUGUAAUCAUGGAACCAUUACCAGUAUAAACCUCUACACGCCAUCAGCCUUUGGACACGGGGAGGCUUACGGUGAAAUGAUGAACUCAUCGUAGACUCCAGCGAACAGCAGACAGCUCUAACGUCUGUCACCUCCACCGUGGCCACACCCACUUCUCUUUCCUUCAGUUCCUCUUAAACAUCACAAUUUCCUCCCGUCUAGCUUUCCCGUCUAGAUUACUGGAUGGAAAUCUGGACUCCAAGAUAACACGAUAACACAAAAAGCUUUUAGAGAAACAUUUGUGUUGAAGUUACCUUACUACACAUUUUUCCUUUCUUUUGCUAUCGCUUGGUCUCACCGGCACCUACUGAUGGAGAGACGAAGGAGAGAAUCAGGAUAAAAACAAGUUUCAGUGAACUAAAAGGAAUAGGCUAGAAACGGUAUAGUGACCUGAGUCCUUUGAGUAACGCUUCUGGAAGGAUUGCCCUCUGGGAUUUCUUUUUAUUCCAGCUUUGUGAUAGAAAAACAUUUUGUUUUUAUCCACAGUGACAUUCACAUUUAGCUCUGCGAUCUAUUAACCUAUCUAGGAAUCAAAGAGAGACAGGAAACUAUAUGCAUUUUAGCAUGACGAGGGGGUUAAGAGUCCCAUGUUGGCCCCUGUGGCUCCUUGCCCUGUUUAGCAUUCUCAGCACAGUGAAGAUGUUGGAAUUUGGUGGGGCACCAGGGCAGUAUGCCCGCUAUGGACGCUGGGAAGCUGGAUCAGUGGGCGAGCUUAGUUUCAGUUUGAAAACCAACAUCAGCCAAGCCUUAGUACUCUACCUAGAUGAUGGUGGGAACUGUGACUUCCUGGAACUACUGACUGCUGGUGGACGACUUCAGUUACGCUUCGCCAUCCAUUGUGCUGAACCAGCCAUCCUGCACAUGGAAACACGAGUGAAUGAUGACCGCUGGCACAUGGUUUUACUCACCCGUAACUUUCGUGAAACCUUACUAAUGGUUGACGGAGAGACAAAAGUUGCUGAGGUCAAGUCGAAGAGGAAGGAAAUGGCAGUGGUCAGUGACCUGUUUGUGGGGGGAAUCCCACCUGAUGUACGCCUCUCUGCUCUGACUUCCAGCACUGUGAAGUACGAGCCACCCUUCCUGGGCUUGAUCUCUAAUUUGAAAGUGGGAGAGAUACCGCCAAAGUUGUUAAACAGCCAUGGAAUUGAGAGUGAUCUGGAAUACCUCUGCACCAAACAGAAUCCAUGCUUCAAUGGAGGGUCUUGUUCUAUUCACCAUGGGGAAGUUCACUGUGAUUGUACCCACACCCACUACAAGGGAAAGUACUGCAAGGAAGCUGAGGAGUAUGCCGUUGAAGGUCUGGCGCACCUGACGUUAAACGACCAAGGUGACUCAUCUCCAGUCGGUAAGUCGGUCUCUUUCUGUUCGUCGCACCGCCAUCCUCCAUCCUUUCAGUCAGCCUCACCUCGCUGCCACAGUAACUGAGUACUGUUCUUUUAGCGUGGCUCCAUUAGACGCUGCAGAUGGAUACUGGUGAACAGUUACACAAACUAAUCAUUUGUUUGUAUUUCCACUUGCACACUAGCUGCAACCAAAACAUGUCAUUAGAACCAGCUUUGCCUUUUGAAGCAGGUUCUGAAAUGGAAUACUUCCAGUGUUAUGCGUGUGUGUGGUUACUAGCUGCUCACACUGCUAAAGCCAGUAUGCUGUUGAAAGACUGCUGUCAGUGAUUCACUUGCAGGUCUUGUCAGCUUCAUUGCAAACGGUUUGUUGAAUGGCGUGGCAGCAGGUCUGUGUUUGGAGGGUUGAAAUGAUCUGUUGGGUUGCCGUGAGAGGUUGAGUGCUAGAACUGCUAGCCCUUCAGAAUCAUGAUGUUUGUCCCUUAUGGCCGUUAAAGGAGAGCUCAUAUCAUUGGAAAAGGCUUUUAUUUUUGUAAAAGGGUUAGGAACGAUUAAUAUUUUGUGUGUUUCCACUAACUCUAGUUUUGACUCUUUCUGAUCAAACACAUAAGCCAACAGCUAACGUGGCUAACACCAACGGCGUUGACCUUCACACUGCCAGUCACAAAUCAAACACCUAUGCAGUCUGACAGUGCCUUCAAGUGGGCCAGUGUGUACUGGUAUGCAGUAAAAGUACACCUCAUCCUACUCUGACUUUUGUAUAGCAUACAUGCAUACCAGUACUUUUUCUGGCCAUUUAUCCGUGUAAACAUCUAAAAUGAGAAAUACAUCAGUAGGUUAGAGGGGUCUUUUCCCUGCUUGCAACCUAACCCUAACCCUGACCCAAAAUGAAAGUAAACACGGGCAGUAAGGAUUGUUUUUUGAACAAAACCAGCUGAGAUGGCAGACUGGAGCGCCGCAGCGCUCCACGAGCCUCUCUGUUAGAGCUGGAGCUCAGAUCACCAGAGACCGCACAGGGACCGAUGGGGACAGACGCCUUCAGGAGCUGCUUGUUAAAGAAACACGUAACGAUCACGGCUUCAAUCGCAAUAAAAGCAAAUUAUGUCCAAGAUAAAUGCAAGUCUGCGUCAGCGCAGAGACCGCCCCUUUAUGCCGCCAUCACCUAAUCUUUUAUAAAAUUGCCACGAUUGCACCACAUUACCGCCACGGUCUGAUCUUAUAAACGACCUUUAUCCUCCCCAGGGAGCCGCGGCGAAUCCCGUUUAGCAAACGCUCUGGUCCUGUAACAACAGCUAUAGACUGCUAGAGUUUCAUCAUCAGAAGCUACUGCAGGAGAUCGGUGUAGGAGACUAUUUUCUAUCAGAAGCUACUGCAGGAGAUCGGUGUAGGAGACUAUUUUCUAUCAGAAGCUACUGCAGGAGAUCGGUGUAAGAGACUAUUUUCUAUCAGAAGCUACUGCAGGAGAUCGGUGUAGGAGACUAUUUUCUAUCAGAAGCUACUGCAGGAGAUCGGUGUAGGAGACUAUUUUCUAUCAGAAGCUACUGCAGGAGAUCGGUGUAGGAGACUAUUUUCUAUCAGAAGCUACUGCAGGAGAUCGGUGUAAGAGACUAUUUUCUAUCAGAAGCUACUGCAGGAGAUCGGUGUAGGAGACUAUUUUCUAUCAGAAGCUACUGCAGGAGAUCGGUGUAGGAGACUAUUUUCUAUCAGAAGCUACUGCAGGAGAUCGGUGUAAGAGACUAUUUUCUAUCAGAAGCUACUGCAGCAGAUUG
Molecule: messenger RNA, 3179 nt
Organism: Nothobranchius furzeri (turquoise killifish)
Lineage: Eukaryota; Metazoa; Chordata; Actinopteri; Cyprinodontiformes; Nothobranchiidae
Source: RefSeq, a predicted model, not a curated record